AUGCGCGUCGCGCCUACAGAUAUAUGCUUGGCCAGGUGCCCCCCUCCGAUCGUUGAAGGUCAGCUAUGUCCGCCAACACGACCACCUACCAAGGGUACCCGGGUCGGUUGUGCAUACAUCCCACUUCGACCUUCAGAUACGAUAAGAGAAGACGCGUUCCUUCCAGAUCAAGGCGGUGUAGACCUUUCCAGAUGUUACAGAGGUGUGUUUGGGACGUGUCUGUACUCAUCGUGGGUGCUGGGGGUAAUGGGGAAUAGGUGCCGUUUCCUGAGAUCGCGUAGUCGAGCGCUGCAUGCGUGGUUCAAGGAGUUCUAAAGGAUCCCGACGUAGUGUUCAUGCCAGUCGUCGGUGAUGGUGAGGUGCACACCUAAGGACGUUGAAGCCGUCGUCAGAACUGCAGGGGGCGGCGGCGAU
Molecule: messenger RNA, 414 nt
Organism: Schizophyllum commune H4-8
Lineage: Eukaryota; Fungi; Basidiomycota; Agaricomycetes; Agaricales; Schizophyllaceae
Exons: 1
Coding region: 1-315 (104 amino acids)
Source: RefSeq, a predicted model, not a curated record